AUGUUUGAUAAGACUUUAAGUUAUCUGAAAGCUAUGUGGUGUUUUAACUGCUUCGGGUUUAUCAAGAGACGGAACCCGCAGAAGGUUAAGCCUGCCAUCUACCAUAGCACUCUCUCCCAAGAGCUGUUGUUGGAUGAUGAUGAUGAUUUUGACGAUGAAGAGUCUUUCUGUAAUGAUGAGGUUACUAGCACCACCAGUGGAGAUGAUAGUGAGGAGCAAAGUCGUCCUAAGCGAUCAGAGGAUAUUUUGGUUUUUAGAGUAGAGAAUGGUAUGAUUUGUAGACAGUUUCCUGUUAAAGAGACUGACAAAGUUUUUCGUACAGAGGAUGAAAAUGGAAACAAGAUGAUAAAUGAGUAUGUUCGUGAGUGUAAGAUCGGUUCGGGUAGCUAUGGGAAAGUGUCUCUUCAUCGAAGCUCGGUUGAUGGAAAACACUAUGCAAUUAAGGCCUUUCACAAGUCCCAUUUACGGAAGCUUCGAGUUGGACCCUCAGAAACUGCCAUGACUGAUGUUCUACGUGAGGUUUUCAUAAUGAAAAUGAUCCAACAUCCUAAUAUAGUCAAUCUCAUUGAGGUGAUUGAUGACCCAGAAUCGGAUCACUUCUACAUGGUACUUGAAUAUGUCGAGGACAAAUGGGUUUGUGAGGGUUCAGGUCGAGCUUGUAGCUUAGGUGAAGAGACUGCUAGGAGAUACUUGCGGGACAUCGUUUCUGGAUUAAUGUAUCUCCAUGCUCAUAAUAUAGUUCACGGGGAUAUCAAGCCUGAUAAUCUGUUGAUUACUCGUCAUGGUACAGUAAAGAUAGGGGAUUUCAGUGUCAGCCAGGCUUUUGAGGAUGAUAAUGAUGUGCUUCGGCGAUCACCUGGAACUCCUGUGUUUACUGCACCUGAAUGUAUUUUAGGUCUUACCUACCGAGGUAAAGCCUCGGACACAUGGGCCGUAGGAAUUACUUUAUACUGUAUGAUAUUAGGCGAAUACCCUUUUCUUGGUGACACACUUCAAGAUACAUAUGACAGAAUAGUCAAUAAUCCAAUAGUGCUUCCAAAGGAUCUGAAUCCGCGGUUGAAGAAUUUAAUCGAAGGACUACUUUCCAAAGACCCAAAGCAAAGGAUGACGCUGGCUGAUGUCGCGGCUGAUAGCUGGGUUAUUGGAAAUGACGGGCCAAUUCCUGAGUACCUGUGUUGGUGCAAAAGGAAGAACUCGGAGAGGAAAGACAGCGAUGAGAGCUAG
Messenger RNA from Lathyrus sativus (Indian pea), 1224 nucleotides. The record is from the annotation of a GenBank genome assembly. NCBI's taxonomy places the organism in Eukaryota, Viridiplantae, Streptophyta, Magnoliopsida, Fabales, Fabaceae.